CUUCUUCGGCUCUUCGGCUCUUCGGCCCUUCGGCCCUUCGGCCCUUCGGUUCGCCGGCGUUCGCUGUUGCUGGGCCCUCCCCGGCCUUCCGCACCGCUCUAAAGCUUAGUUCUCCUUGUUUAAUUUCCUCUUUUUUCUCAGACACUUCCGGGUCCUGCGUCGCUCCGGAAGCCCGCGAGUUCCGGAAGCCUGGGUAAUCCAGGUUCUGCUAGCAGAAGUCAGGCUUCCCAGAGAAUGUUUCAGAAAAAGUUACGUGGAACGGGGGCGUUUCUCAGACUCGUAAGAGCUCUUCCUUCUUAACUGCCUGUCAAUAAGAGACCUUCAGAGAAGACAUGGCUUCCAGAGAAGAGAAGACAAAGAGGACAAACAGAGUGCUAAGAAUAAGUCAGUUGGAUGCACUUGAACUAAACAAGGCCCUGGAGCAGCUGGUCUGGUCCCAGUUUACUCAGUGCUUUCAUGGAUUUAAGCCAGGGCUGUUGGCCCACUUUGAACCAGAGGCGAAAGCAUUCCUGUGGCUCUUCUUGUGGCGCUUCACCAUCUACUCGAAAAAUGCCACCGUGGGACAGUCCGUUUUGAAUAUACAGUACAAAAACGACUUUUCCCCGAAGCAGAGGUACCAGCCACCGAGCAAGAAUCAGAAGCUGUGGUAUGCUGUGUGUACAAUCGGUGGCACGUGGCUGGAGGAGCGCUGCUACGACCUCUUUCGAAACCGUCAUCUGGCGUCAUUUGGGAAAGCCAGGCAGUGUGUGAACGUCAUGGUUGGACUUUUGAAAUUAGGUGGGCUGAUUAACUUCCUGAUUUUCCUUCAGAGGGGCAAGUUUGCAACCUUGACAGAACGUCUCCUAGGCAUCCGUUCUGUAUUUUGCAAGCCCCAGAGCGUGCGUGAAGUUGGCUUUGAGUAUAUGAAUAGGGAACUUCUCUGGCAUGGUUUUGCUGAGUUUCUGAUUUUUCUCUUACCACUUAUUAAUAUCCAGAAGUUGAAAGCUAAGUUAUCCUCGUGGCGUAUUCCUCUGAUUGGUGCUCCUAACGGUGACAGUGCCUUAGCCACCAGCGGCAAACAGUGUUCUCUGUGUGGAGAGUGGCCCACCAUGCCUCACACCAUAGGAUGUGAGCAUAUCUUCUGUUACUACUGUGUUAAGAGUAGUUUCUUAUUUGACAUGUACUUUACGUGCCCUAAGUGUGGCACAGAGGUACACAGUCUGCAGCCACUGAAGUCGGGAAUCGAGAUGUCAGAAGUGAAUGCUCUUUAGAAACUAAGACUGUGUCCUCUGAGGAAAACUGUAUUGUCUUUAAGUCCUUAAUAUUAGUCAUGCUAAGCAUACCGUUCAGGUGUUUUUUUCUGAGGGGAGGUGCUUCUCUGCCACUGUCUUCUGUUCCUUUCCAGGCAUGACUAAAUUCUAAUCACUAGAAACCACAUGAUUCUAAAUACAUUAUGUAAACAAUAAUGUACUACUUUCUCUAAAUCAUUGCAUUCAAUUUUUAGUGUUGAGAGGAGUGGACAGUUUUUGUCAGUAUACUAAAAAUGCUCUCUCAUUUUGCUACUUCCUGGAAAGAGGUUAGAUUCUAAAACAAUUUUGGAGACUCUGGGGUGAGUGUGUAUUUAUUUUCAGAGAUGGCGUUGUAACAUCAUAAUCUGACAUUGAUAAAGCCCUGUUGUUUUAAACCUUAGGAUCUGAUGCCCCAGUUGUAAUUUUAAGCUUUUCUUUAAAACCCGAUUGUAGGGGGUUCGCUUGGCUUCAUUCGCAGGCAAAAUGAAGGCCACCGGAAGCUCUAGGCUGAUGUUCUGCCAACUUUCUGAUCCGCCUGAAGUGAGGGCUUCCUGCCUAAUAGUUCUCGCGAAGUCUAGGACUCACUGUCAUUGGUCUGCCUGGGACUAUGUCCACAUUUGUGAACCAGGAUAGAAAACUACUACUCUUGAUUACUCAGACGUGGGUGACAUCCUCACGUGUGUCACAUGGACCCGUAGUAGGAGAGUAGGCAGUUCACCACAGGAAACUGAAGUGGCUUUGAAAGAAUAGUGGACAUGGGGUAGGUAAAAACAACAGAUCCCUAUUAGAGUUUACAUUUGCCCUUUUUACCAAAAGUCUGCAUGCAGUUUUUAAUUUUACCGGUGAUCUAAGUUGAUGAGGACAUAACUGAAUGAUUAACUUACUAGAUUGCAGAUUUGAAAGGAUUAAAUAAAUAAAGUCAACACAUUUUGUUAUAAUAACAAUUUGGUUACAGUGUUAUUUUGGUAAAGUGUGUUCUGAGUAGAUGCCCGUACUAUCAUAAUUUUAACAUGAAAAUAGUAUUUUACAUAUAUGCUAACUAAUAGAGUUGUCAAUAUUAUGGGGUUUUGUGUUUUUCCAGACACUAAUGGCAGUACAAUGUAUUUUUUUAAUUUUUUAUUGUUAUUUAACAUCUCCCACCUCACUAAGUGAUUACCCACAUGGAGUCAGGGAGUAUGACUGUUUUGCUCAUCACUGGAUAACAUACCUCUCCAAUAGAGACAUUCUGUUAGCUGAACAACAAAACCUAAUAAUCACAGAUCGGGUUUUGUAGAAGCAGAUGUUGCAGGGGUUUUGAAGUUCUUUGGCCUGGAUUGGGCCGAAGUAGUCUGACCUUCUUACCUACACCUCUGGGUCACUGGCCAUGGGCUUCUCUGGGAAGGGUGUGGCCUAGAGCAUGGCGCCUCUCUGCAGCUGAGGCAGACCCUAAAGGAGCUGACCCCAUCCUCCAGCUGGGCAACAGAUCCAUCCUGGGAAGAGCUGGGUGUCCAGCCUAGUGUUUACCACACCUAAUACUGUCUCUCCAUUGUUUUCCUUCAUAGUUUUCCAUUUUUGUUUUUCUUGCUUGCAAGCAUGCAGACAUCACACAAAUGGCAGGUAGCCGUUCAACUUAAAACCAUUGGGUUUAGGACUGACUUGUGCACUCAAGUGCUUCAGGGAACUCCAGCUCACUGCAGAGACCUAGGCCUGCUGGCUAAGUUGCUCUGACAGUCCCAAACCCCAUUCAGUCCCUGCCUCGCUGUGCACUGCCACGAGACUUGCUUUAACAUUGGUGCUUCUAUUCCUGUUCCCCAGUGGUCUUAGGGCUCAAGGUGCAGUAUAACUGGGUCAUAUUUAGCUGCAUGAUGUAUUUCUGCUUUAGCCUCAAGAACCUAACUAUCAUCUGUGAGUAUCUCCCCUUGGGAAGAUGAAAACUUUUACACUAACAUUGUUUUUCCUCUCCCAUGUAACUUGUUCUCAAAUCAGAUUUGCUACUUGUGUAUAUAAUGUAUCCAGUUGCUUCAGUGAUCAUAUCUAAAAUAGGUACCAGUCAAAACUAACCCAAGGCAUGUCCUGCAUCCUUGCUCCCAACAACCCCCACCUCAGAACUCAGUUCUUUAACUCCUCUGAGAUUCAGCUUGAAAUGCUUGCUUCCUGUGAAAUGGACAUUCAGUUAUAUCUACCUUUUAGGACUGUGAUGGGAAUUAAAUAACAUCAUUCUUUUAAAAAUUACUUACGAAGCCCCUACAGGCAUUCUUCUAUAUUCAGAGAUUUACUCAUAAAUAAAAACCCCUGCUCUCAUAGAGUUUAUAUUCAUGGAGGAAUAAUAGACAAUAAAGACAUAUGGAAGAUCGUUUCAGAUGUUGGAAGUACUCUGAAGUAUAAAAGAAAUGGAGAGUGACAAGGGAUUCUGUUUUAAACUGAAUACUCAUGGAAGGCCUCUCUGAGGAGUUGAAGUUUAAAAAGACAUCAGAAUGAGCUGAGGGAAAAAGCCAAGUAGGGGACAGGUGCUGGGAUAAAGAUAGGGCAAGUGCCCAAGCUCCUAGAUGAGAGUCCAUUCCUGGUUGAGGAACAGUAAGAAACAGAGUGACAAGAGAGAGGGGUAGGAGGUGAGUGAGGUGAGGGGGCCCAGGGUCAGGCCACGCAGGCCGUAGUGAAAAAAAUACCUGGAUUUAUUCCAAGUACGAGGAAGCCACUGGAAGAUUUUAAGCAGAGAAGUUACAAGUUGAGAUUUUUAAAGGAUCCCUGUCAUUAAUCUAUGGAGAGGUAUGAGGAAAAGCCAGAAAACCUAGUCAGAGUCUACAGCAAAUAAUCAUUUGGUAUGAACAAUAGUUAUUAUUAUUUCCAUUAGGUUUGUGGUACAUUAACAGUGUCACUAUCUGAACUGGUCAGGAACCUGGAAGUAAACAAAGCUGUAGGAAACCAAAAUACAUUUUCAUGGAUUCCACACAGCAAAGCUCUACUCGAGGUAUUUCCUUGAGUCCCCAUUUAGAAGCUGCUUUAUUUUGAAUAGAAUUCUAAUGAACUUUCAACAACAGAAGAAAAUAACAGGUAAGAGGGAGGGAGAAGACUGAUGAAAGCAAGCAUGUUCACAGUAAUAAAUAAUUAAAAAAAAAAAAACAAAAAAACUUGUAUCAGUGAACAACAACAAACAAAAAAACCCUAUAAUCUGGUGGCAGAGCAGGGACACACAGGCUCUGAGGACCAAAUGAAUAAUUAUAAUAGUUUAAGAAAAUGACCUUGGAUCAUCAAGUAUACCUUAUAUUCUGUAUAAUUUGGUUAAGAAGGCAGGGACAUUAGUAUUCUUAUAUUUGAGGAUGCCUUCAAGUUAUGUUGGCACUUACAGGCAAAAACUUAAUUCACUCAGAACAUUUGCUUUUAACAAAAAGCUGUUUUUCCUAACAGCACUUAACAAGUGAAGUGUUACUGAAUUAAGAUCUUUUCAGCAACAGAACAAUUCCAAACACAUUUUUUAGCCAAACCAGUUGGCCAUAUUAUCUAUAGAACUGAUGCUCCAUGGUUCUCUCCAGCUAAAACUAGUAGAUAACAGCACGUUUAUAUUCAUCACAAGUAAGUUGACAAGUAUUUCGCUUGUAUGUCUGGGGUUUUUAUUGCUUCAAAAAGCAUUAAAUCGUGAAAUAAGACACUAUGCCUUCAUGUUUCCAAGUAGUCACUUGUUUUCUCUUGAUAUUUUUGAGAAAAAGCUGAUGAUUUGAAAAUGUCAUUUUUCUUGAAAGUAAGCAUCAUUAUCAUUUUGUCCAAUGGCCUUCAUCGAAUACUGCCUUGAGUUGUUUUGUGGCAAUUAGGACAAUUCAAACAAGAUUAAUAAUACGGGUAACUCCUGAGGCCAGAAAAUCCAAAAGCAUGGUAUUCAAUAGGUAGUUCACUUUCCUUCUCAUUAGUAAUAAUUUCUCACUAACAGAUUCAACCCAUCCAUUGCUGAUAUUCCAGAGCCAAUAAAACUGAAAUCUGUUAAGUAAAACUGAUUUUAAAAUCAAAUGGAUGUGGACAUGUUUAUAUGCAUCGACUUUAGAAUUUAUCUCAAGGAAAUGGUAAGAAUUUGGAUAUAGACUUAUUGAAAUGAAUUUCACCAUAGCAUGAUUCAUAAUAAACAUGGGAAGCAGCAAAAAUGCUUAAUAAUAGGGAAAUAAAUAAAAUAGUAUAGCCAUUUAAUUGAUUCAAUGUCAUAUAUAAGUACCUUGCAAAAUUUGUGCAAAAUUAUAUUAAAUGGGAAAAGUGCACACAAUGUAAUACUGAAGGAAGUUGGAUAUUAAAUAUGAUCUCUCAACACCCAUAUCUGUAUCUUGAAAUGAGACAAACAGACACUUACCAUGAGCUAAUAAGCAGACACAUAUGUAUAUUACAAUAAAUGUCUUAGGGUAAUUCAACUAUUCAUUAAUCUUUACGUUGUCUUUUAUUUCCCAAAUUUUCUACAUUGAGCAUAUA
Messenger RNA from Panthera uncia (snow leopard), 5693 nucleotides. It is a transcript of the gene PEX2, whose product is annotated as peroxisomal biogenesis factor 2. The record is from RefSeq and is a predicted model, not a curated record. The coding region runs from base 333 to 1250 and encodes 305 amino acids. Gene Ontology annotation, biological process: protein import into peroxisome matrix. The transcript has 3 exons. Gene Ontology annotation, molecular function: zinc ion binding. NCBI's taxonomy places the organism in Eukaryota, Metazoa, Chordata, Mammalia, Carnivora, Felidae. Gene Ontology annotation, cellular component: peroxisomal membrane.